Cylindrotheca closterium is the source of this 3450-nucleotide messenger RNA. The record is from the annotation of a GenBank genome assembly. NCBI's taxonomy places the organism in Eukaryota, Bacillariophyta, Bacillariophyceae, Bacillariales, Bacillariaceae.
AUGGGGAAAGCGACAAGUAAAACGGACGGCGCGGUGAAGGAUUCAGCCGAUGAUUCUGAAGAAGCAAUUUCGGUUCCUGUUCCGGCAAUCCAGACUCAGACGGCCGCAGCAUCAGGUAAUGGAAAGGAAACCGGCGCAACGGACAACGCCAGCACUUUGAAUAUAACUGAUACGUCCAAGACAAAGGCGACACCUCCUUCAGCUAUUCCUGCUGCAGCCACAACUGCGCCAGCUGCACCAGCCGCAUCUGCCAAGUGUCCUCUUAAGGACUCAACAACAGUUGCCAAGACUUCUAAUCAUGCCAAUGGCCAAGUAGUAAAGAAAAGAGGCAGAGGCAGACCGCGUAAAUAUCCUAUCGGUGGCAAACCUAAGACGGCACCCAAGACGACCAAUGGGAAAAAGUCCACAACCGCAAAAAAGGCCAAAACCACAUCGCCCAAACCACUGUCAGCAGCAAAAGCAUCCGCAGUAACCACUGCGACUGUAGUCGCCGCCGCAGCCUCAACAGCGGCGAAAGUUAAUGCUGCAAAGAAACUACCUAUGCACAAUACCACCACCAACAACAACACCACCACCACCAACAACAACAACACACCCUCGAAAAGCAGCCGGACGAGUGCUUCGUAUUAUGCUGGAGGAAGUGUUGGGGGGGCAUCGGUCACUGACCAAGAUAUAAACGACGUUAUGGGAAUGGAUGCUCUUGACUCGGACUCAGCAUUUGCUGCAUCAUUGCUAUUAAGUCCCCAGCUAAGUCCUGGAUUUACUGCCGAACUGGGAUUUGGACCAAGGGGAAACAAUGAUAGUAAAUCUUGGAUGGCAUCGCCACACCUUCCGGAUACUGAUCUUUUGGAUGAUGGAGAAGAUUCUACCAGUUGGAAUCGUCCAACAUCAGGAUCAUAUAUUCCUCCAGCAACUGGAUUCCCAAUGCCUAAUUUAGAAGGAACACAUCUUGCGAACUCACCGAGCAAAAAGUCUCUACAUGGAGCAAUGCACAAGAUGAGAAUGCAGAACGGGGACCAUGAUGAAGCUUACCGCCAGCUCCAGGAGCGACACGACCGCCUCCUUCAGGACCAUGUCAGAAUGCAAAAGGAGCAGGAGGCACUGGCCGCAGAGCAUGAGAAGAUACGAGAGGAAAAUAAUCGCCUUCUAGAAGAUCGAAAAUCAAUAGAAACUGCAAAGCAACGAUUGCAGCAAUCCAGUGCCAAGCUGAAGCAGAAUAGCGAUCGAACCGAGCGGGAUCUCCAAAAUGUGAAUGACAAGCUGGAAAUGGAAAAGCAAAAGUUGCAACAAAGCUAUAACGAAAUGCGACAACAACUUGAACGAGCGACUAUAGAAGAAGCUAGGAUUCAAAAGGAAAACGAGCAUAUGAAGAAGCAUCAGAAUGCUUCAAUCCGUCAAAUUCGAUGUCUCCGAGAAGCUUUCGAACGGAAUCAGUUCGAAAUAGUGGCGCUGAAGGAGAUGCAAAAUGAGUACAUUGCAAACAAUGAUAAUCUCCGAAAUAGACAGGGCGAGAUGCUCAAGGAGAUUGAGUCUCUGAAGCAAGAAAUUGAACGUUUGGAAGAACCAGGAAGAGCCCCCCCGCGGAUGAAGAGAGCCCUGCCAUUGAAUAACGCGCCGACGGGAGCUUCUGAUUCUGCACUGCUACAAAAGUAUAAGACUUUGGAAGAAGCGCACAAGAAGGUUCAGAAGGACAACGGGGAAAUGAGUCAAACUAACGCCAAAUUGAAGGCACAGCAUGAACAGCUGGAAAAGAGCUACCAACAAAACCAAAAGGAAAAGUCAAGCGUUCAAGAAAGGCUGAACACUUUGACGGGCGAAAUGAACAAAUCGAAAGCAACCCUGACGAAAUUAGAGAAAGAGAAAAAGGAAUUGGAAAGUAGCAGCGCCCAAACCAAGAAGCAACUUGAUGAGCUCCAGAAGGCAAAUGAUGGAAUGCGAAAAGAAAAGCAGCAACUACUAGAUGCCAACAUGAAGUACGGAGGAAAACUAAAAGAUCUCGAUCACGCCCGAAGGGAAUUUGACGCUGAAAAGAUACGGCUCGAGGGUAUCAUAGUGACGGUUCAGAAAGAGAAGGAAACUCUGCAGGAAGCCGAAGUCAUUUUGCGGGAGCAGCGAGAUCACUUGGAGGAUUCCUACAAAAAGUUACAGAAUUCUGGUGACAAAUUAAAGCAAACCAAUGCAAAGCUGCAGGAAGAAAAGAAAGAACUCGAGACUAAGGCGAAAAACGAACGCGAAAAACUUGAAAAGACCGUAGCAGCACUGGAAAAAGAGAAGGACGAAUUGAAGAGAUCGCAAUCGAAGGACGAAGAGAAGAUGGAAGUUCUUCAGACGAAGUGCGAGGAUAUGAAGAAAGAGAAGAAGGAGCUUGAGAAAGCUCAUGCUGAUAUUCGGCAGGACUUUAUCAGUCUCAAGCGCGCCCAUACACAACUUCAGCGCGAAAAGAAGACUUUGGAGGAAUCCUUCGCGAAGACCAAACUAGAAGUCGACGACUUCAAAAAGAGUCGCAGCGAUUCUGAAAAGGAGAUGGGCAAACUUCAGGGAGCCGAAGCCGAAUUGCGACAAAGGGUCACCGACCUGGAAAAGGCACUGGCCAAGACCGAAAAGUCUGAAAAGAGUUGGCAGGAAGCAUUGCAAACAGCCAAGGACAAACACGCGGAGACUUCCAAUCUAUAUGUCAAGCUUCAAGAAGAACACAGUUGCGUUCAAAAAAAGCAUAGAAACCUUGAGGCUACCAACGAGCGUCUGGAACAAGCUCACGACAAGCUGAUGGAAAAACAGCAGACUAACGAUAGCGGCACCAAGGACGUGAAAAAGGGAACCAAUCACCUCCAGGAAGAAAACAUCAAUCUUUUGAAGGAACUGCGAGAUAUGAAUGAGCUGUACGGGAAGGUCAAGGGGGACUUUGACGAUUUGCAGCAUGAUCAUGACAAACUGCAAAGGAAGACGAAGAAUUUGGGAAAAUUGUUGGGCACCGUCCAAAUCGCAGUGAAAGAAGCUGUUGCAGACGACGAUAGCGUCACUUAUCAAAGCAGAAGAGGUGGGGAUGGGUCUGAGGACGAACGUGAACUUCCUUCUGCGACACCUCCUCGGCGGAAAGGCAAGAGAUCAGUGAUCAUUGGUGAACUUGUCGGCGAUCUCGAAACUCCUGAAGAUAUUGCCAAUCGCACGGAUCUUUUGACUGAACCAGAGCCACGCAAACGUUUUACCAGUCCAGGACAAACUAGCCGAAGUCGGAAACGGCGAGCUACCAUUAGUGACAUGAGAGGACGACGAAAGGAAGCGAGGACGACGACGAACACUGCGAGUUCGAAACGACGUGCUUCCAGCGGUACUCGUAAGAAAAUUACAGAUGUUACGACUAGGGCUCCGAGACUGCGAUCUGCAAGCAGUUUUGAGCAGGGCACGACUAAGAGAAGGGCAGGGAGACUGCGUUCUGAGAAUCCCACUUAA